AUGCAAGACAUCAGCGUCCUUCGCCCAAGCGCCUUGGCUCAUGUCGUUUUCCGAACCGCAAACAUCAGCUCCAUGGUCCAAUAUUGGUCUACCUUCCUCGGGGCGGAAAGAGUGUUUGAGAACGAGUUCAUCGCGUUUCUUCGCUACGAUGAUGAGCAUCAUAGAGUGGCGAUUAUCCAGGAGGAAGGCACACAGCCGCGCGCCGCAAAUUCUAGUGGUUUGCAUCAUGUGUCUUUUGCAUAUGCUUCAUUGCGAUCCUUGCUUCAGGCUUACGAGGUACGGGCAAGCUUGGGGAUCAAGCCCACGUGGUGUGUGAAUCACGGUCCCACAACAAGCAUAUACUACAAGGACCCAGAUGGGAAUGCGAUCGAGACGCAAGUUGAUAACUUUAACACUGUUGAGGAGGCCAAUGAGUUUAUGGUAUCACCACUUUUUCAGGAGAAUCCUAUUGGAACUGAUAUUGACCCUGUCGAGUUGCUCCGUCGUUUGGAAGACGGUGUAGACGAGAAGCUAUUGAAAAAACGCGUUGAGAUAGGAAAAAGAGUCGACAUUCCGGAAGCCGUUUAG
This is a messenger RNA of Fusarium odoratissimum NRRL 54006, 567 nucleotides long. RefSeq lists its product as uncharacterized. The coding region runs from base 1 to 567 and encodes 188 amino acids. The record is from RefSeq and is a predicted model, not a curated record. NCBI's taxonomy places the organism in Eukaryota, Fungi, Ascomycota, Sordariomycetes, Hypocreales, Nectriaceae. The transcript has a single exon.